AUCAGUUUCAAAACGAUCGAUUUGCUAAGUGCACGCCUCAGCGUAUCUCUAUAUACAUUGGAGCGUUGCACGAAUUAGCAAACUCAUCAGUUUUUGAGAAUCUUUGUAAGGAGUUUUUUCUUUUCAAUUUGUUUCUGGUGUUCAGUUCGCAUACACUGUUUCGUAAAAUCGUUUGAGCUAAUGAUUUUAUAAUCUGUCUUGACGAUUAGAGGUUAACACGUGAUAUCGCACUUUGUUUUUUUUACUAUCAAUUGAAAAUAAAACUAUUGUAAAUCAAUUGUAAAUCAUCAUGACUUCCGUACUACGCUCAAAAGCUCCAAGGCCCGCGCCCGAACAUGAGAUUCUUACAAAGCCUGUAAACUGCGCCUCGAAGCAAGGCACAUUGGGCACCAAGAUCCUGUGUAAAUCGAACUACUUCAAACUUACAAACAAGACCGAUUGGUGUUUGUAUAUGUACCGAGUCGAUUUCAGCCCCUGCGACGAUCGCACUAGAACAAAGAAGGCUUUAAUAAGAACGCACAAGGAUAAGCUCGGCGCUUAUAUUUUCGACGGUACCGUGUUGUAUACGAGUCAUCGUUUGCCGCAGCCUCUCGAGUUGACAUCGGAGUCUCCCUAUUCCGAUAUUGUUCCUGCGCAAGUAGUGCAAAUAAAAAUCCGUCUCGUUGGCGACUUGCCGAUUGGCGAUUAUCAUUAUUUGCAAUUCUUCAACAUCGUAGUUCGAAGAUGCUUGGAGCAUUUGAAAUUGCAAUUGGUCGGACGCGACUACUACGAUCCAAGCUGUGCGAUCGACGUAAGGGAGUACAAGCUGCAGCUCUGGCCAGGUUACAUCACCUCGAUUCGUCAGCACGAGAGAGACGUUAUGAUGUGCGUUGAGACCUCGUUCAAAGUAAUGAGGCAGCAAACCCUCUAUGAUCUCUUGACGGAGUGCAGGGAGAAAAAUCCUCGUGAUUUCAAGAACAUGUACGCCGAUCAAGUGUUGGGCAGCGUUGUAUUGACAGAUUACAACAAUAAAACCUACAAGAUCGACGACAUCGAUUGGGAAAAUAAUCCCAAGCACACUUUCACGAGCAAGGAUGACGAGAAGAUCAUCUACGCUGAUUAUUAUCGAAAUAAAUAUUCGAUCAAACUGCGAGACAUGGGACAACCGCUGCUCGUCUCCAGAUCCACUGCCCGAGAUCGUCGAGCUGGCCAAUCGGAACUGAUUUAUCUGAUUCCGGAAUUGUGCAGAAGCACCGGUCUCACCGAUACGAUGCGCAAGGACUUCAAGACCAUGCGCGCCCUGGCCGAGCACACCAGGCUGGUCCCGCAGACGCGCAUCGAGCGCCUGCUGCAGUUCAAUCGACGCCUGUCCACCAACAAGGACAUCUCCAACGAGUUCGACGAGUGGAACUUCAAGUUCGAGGACCACCUGACCGACGUGCCGGCGCGCAUCAUCGAGACCGAAAAGAUUCACUUCCACGGCAGGGCCAUCACGCCCAAGGUCUCGGGCGACUGGAACUUCGACGCCCAGGAGAACAAGAUGUUCGCCGUGUCCAAGCUCAACUCUUGGCACGUGAUCGUGCCGUCCAAGCACGUGGACGACGCCAAAACCUUCAUUCAAUCCAUCAUGAGCUCAGCCGCGGCCAUGAACUUCAAGAUCGAUCGGCCGAAGAUCGUGCGCACCGCCGGCGAUCGUACCGACGAGUACGUGCACGGCCUGCGCCACACCCUCGACAAGGAGACGCCCCAGCUGAUCCUGUGCAUCGUGCCCAACGUCAACGGCGAUCGUUACGCGGCCAUCAAGAAGGAGCUAUGCAUCACGGCGGCCUGCCCCAGUCAAGUUUUGCAGGCCAAGACGCUGCGACAGAAGAGUCAGGGCAUGAUGAAGUCCGUCAGCAGCAAGGUAGCGGUGCAGCUGAAUUGUAAGAUCGGCGGUCAUCCCUGGACCGUCGAGCUCAGCCACAAGGUGCCCAACAUGAUGGUCAUCGGAUUCGACGUGUGCCACGACAAAGCGAGCACCGACUACGGUGCCAUGGUCGCCUCGCUGGAUCCGCUGCACUACGGCAGCUACUACUCGGCCGUGACCCAGCACAGCAACGGCGAGGAGCUGUCCAACAAUAUCGCCGUGCACAUCAGUCACGCUCUGCACGAGUAUCGGCGCAAAAACAACUGCCUGCCCGAGCGCAUCCUCGUCUAUCGCGACGGCGUGGGCGAGGGCCAGCUGCGCUACGUAGCCGACCAUGAGGUCAGCCACAUCUACAAGCGCCUGGCCGGACUCUACGGAGGCGAGGAGAAGGUCAAGCUGACCUUCAUCAUCGUCACCAAGCGCAUCAACACGCGCAUCUUCCACAACGGCCGCAAUCCUCAGCCCGGCACCAUCGUCGACGACGUCAUCACGUCCCCGCUGAAGUUCGACUUCUUCCUCGUGUCGCAGAACGUGCGCCAGGGCACCGUCUCGCCCACCGCCUACAACAUCAUUCACAACUCGGGCAAUCUCAGCGCCAACGCCCUUCAGAAAAUCACCUACAAGUUCUGCCACAUGUACUUCAAUUUCAGCGGUACCGUGCGGGUGCCAGCGCCCUGCCAGUACGCCCAUAAGCUGGCCUUCUUCACGUCCCAAGCGCUGAGAACCCCGGCGCAUCAGGCUCUGCGAAAUACUUUAUACUUCUUGUAAUCUAUCUCGCAUCCCAUUUGUUACUUUUUUUUCUUUUAAAAUGUUAUAUAGAUCAAAUCUGUAAUUUUUUUUUUACAAAACAAGCAUUCAAAUUUUAUUUUUGCAACUUUGCGAAAGAAUCAAAUUUAGUUGGAACUAAUGAAAGUUCAUAAAUGUACUCUAAAUCGAGUAUAGAAUCAUAUCGUAUAAGCAAGCUAUAAAAUAAAUUAGAUUUAUUUUGCACAUGUAAGGAUAUACGGUGAUGUAAUAUCCAAAAAUGCCAAUUACUUGUUAAAGAUUAAGCAUCAAAAGUUUGUUAACAAUUUAACAAAGUAAUCUGUUAUAAAUUAAAAAAUUUAAUUUCCUAAUUUUUAAUGCUAAGUAAAUUAAGUAAUAUUAAGUAAUACCAGUAAUACUAUUGUAAUAGUAUUGGUAAUUAAUAAUAAGUUAAAUGAAUUUGUUAACCAAGAA
Molecule: messenger RNA, 3103 nt
Organism: Trichogramma pretiosum
Lineage: Eukaryota; Metazoa; Arthropoda; Insecta; Hymenoptera; Trichogrammatidae
Product: piwi-like protein Siwi
Exons: 9
Coding region: 290-2653 (787 amino acids)
Biological process (GO): regulatory ncRNA-mediated gene silencing
Cellular component (GO): P granule
Molecular function (GO): protein binding; piRNA binding
Source: RefSeq, a predicted model, not a curated record